Molecule: messenger RNA, 806 nt
Organism: Caenorhabditis elegans
Lineage: Eukaryota; Metazoa; Nematoda; Chromadorea; Rhabditida; Rhabditidae
Gene: gsto-1
Product: Glutathione transferase omega-1
Exons: 4
Coding region: 1-753 (250 amino acids)
Biological process (GO): cellular oxidant detoxification
Cellular component (GO): cytoplasm
Molecular function (GO): methylarsonate reductase activity; glutathione transferase activity; glutathione dehydrogenase (ascorbate) activity
Source: RefSeq, marked reviewed
AUGGUUUUAACCGGAGUAACAUCAAAAGCAAUUCGAAAAGGAGAUGCGGAACCUCCGCUAUCAAAGGGAUCUUUUCGUGUCUACAACAUGAGAUUCUGUCCAUGGGCUGAAAGAGCAAUGCUUUAUGUUGCAGCUAAAGGAAUUGAAGCGGAGGUAGUCAAUCUCAACGUAACUGACAAACUUGAAUGGUACUGGACAAAACAUUAUCAGGGAAAGGCUCCAGCAGUAGAGCACAAUGGAAAAGUGGUCAUUGAGUCUGGAUUUAUUCCUGAAUAUUUGGAUGAUGCAUUUCCAGAAACUCGUAUUCUUCCAACUGACCCGUACGAAAAGGUGCAACAAAAGCUGCUAGCGGACAGGUUAACUGCGGUAGCCCAUGCAGUUCCAUUGCUCUUCGCCGUCAUGCGAGACCGAACUUUGAAAGAUGAAAAGCAGCGAAAAGUUUUUGAAGUUUUGAAACAAGCUGAAAAUCUCUUGGCCAAUGAUUUUUAUGCUGGAUCUCAACCAGGUUAUCCAGACUACUUAUCAUUUCCAUUUUUUGAGAAAAUUUGGUGGUCAGCUAGUUUGGAUGGAGUUGUCGAUUUACCAACAAUUGAAUUCCCAGGAGAAGAAGAAUAUCCUAAAUUGACAAAAUGGUUCCAGAAAAUGAUUUCUUCAGAUGUUGUUCAAUCCGUCACCCAAUCUUUGGAACAUGGCGCUGCAUUCAUGAACGCAUAUGCCACGCACCAGGAAUUGAAUUAUGAUUUGGGCCUUUGAUAUUAAAACCAGUCGAUUUAUUUUUAAGAUUGAAUAAAAAAUGAAGGACGUAA